Molecule: messenger RNA, 1032 nt
Organism: Triticum urartu
Lineage: Eukaryota; Viridiplantae; Streptophyta; Magnoliopsida; Poales; Poaceae
Product: methyltransferase
Biological process (GO): rRNA processing
Molecular function (GO): methyltransferase activity
Source: RefSeq, a predicted model, not a curated record
UUCAUCUUCUUCCCAGCCGAACGGCGGCGUGCACCCAGCAAACCCAACCCCACCCGUCGUCCGCGCCCACCACGCGAGCUUCACUCCCCCCCGUCUCCUCCAUGGGAGUCUUGCCAUGGAGCUGCCGCUGCGGACUCAACCCCACCCCCAGCAAGAACAGGGGUGCGCCCGCGCGUCCUCCUCCUCCUGCUGCCCGAGGCAGGAGAUCCAAAUACACGGGACAAUCUGUGAGAGCAAUGCCUAUGCGCGUGCUGACAGUCGGCAAGAAGAGGUCUCAGGGGACACAACUUCUUGUUGAAGAGUACAAAGAGAAGCUCGGUCACUACUGCGACGUUGAGGACACCCUUAUCAAGUCCAACCCAAAACUUACAAGCGAUGUUAAGGUGCAAAUUGAAGCAGAAGACGCGUCUAUGAUGCAGCAGCUCAAGGCUGAAGAUUUUGUUGUUGUGUUGGAUGAAAACGGGAAGGAUGUCAUAUCUGAGCAGAUAGCUGAUCUCAUUGGGGAUGCUGGCAACACGGGAUCGUCAAGGCUCACAUUUUGUAUUGGCGGGCCAUAUGGUCUUGGAAUACAAGUACGAGAGCGAGCUGAUGCAACAAUUAGGCUAUCCUCACUGGUUUUGAACCACCAAGUCGCUUUAAUAGUUUUAAUGGAGCAGCUCUACAGGUAUGUAUGCCAGGAGCACUCGUUGUUAUAUGGCACAUUGUUGGGCGACCGCAGAAAGCACGCAAAAGGUACGACUGAUCGAGAUCGCGGUGUGUCGGUUCUUUCAGUUACAGCCAGAGAACACCGGCAAGUAUGCCGUCCUGGCAAACAUGUAAGCACGGUGAUGAGCCGCAACAGGGCGUGAGGAGAAAAGAAGACGGGCCACAAGUGGGAAGGAGAAACCUACCAGGUGGUGUGAGUGAAGUCUACUUGAGGUUGUAGAGCUCGUCGCAAAUGAGCCUUCACCUCUAAAUCCCUGAAAUUUAUACACUGUAUUGUUGACAUCAGAUUUUGGCACGGUCAAAAACAUAAUUAAGAAGGCCACAAAC